AUGUCACAUACACCAAUGAAAAAAAGUGUAUUUGAUCGUAUCGAACGCGGUGGAGGAAAUAGUUCACCGUCUUCUGGAACAACAAAUACUAAUCAUAAAAGUACGCAUGGCUUUUGUAAUACUUAUAUUAAAACUGGUGCAUGUCCGUUAGGAGAUGCUUGUAAAUUUAUACAUGAACAACCAAAUCUUGAUAAACAACCAGGAGCAAAAGAUGAAUUUCGUAUUACAAAAACAAUAACAAGAGUUGUUGAUAUGUCAUCACCAUCAAUAAAAAGUACUGUAACUGUAUCACAUGAACAACGAUCUGUUUCAAAUUCAAAUUCUAUUCCAUCAAGUCGAACUGUUGUUGAAGGUGGUACAAUAUCAAAUGAACAGUCAGAUCGUCGAUUAAGUAGUUCUGAUCGUAAACAAUCUCAAAGUCGUACUUCGGAUUCAAAAAGAAAAUCAUCAUCAAAUUCAAAUGAAUCAUCAAAGAAAAAAAAUCGUUCAUCAAAUAAAAACAAACGUUCUAAUGAGAGUGAUUCACCUUUUAGUUCAGCAUCAGAUUCAGAUUAUAAUCAUUCAUCAUAUAAACGUAAAAAACAAUCUGAUAUACAUUCAACAUCAUCAAAAUAUAAAACUCAUGAUUCCAUAUCACCACAACAUGAUGAAGAUGUAAUACUCAGUGAUCAAUUAAUACGUCAAACACAAUCAAAUAAUAAAUCUCCAAAACGAACAAUUGUUAUAACAGAUAGAAAAAAAGAUGAAAAUAACAAACGAACAAAUAAAGAUAAUAAAACAAAUCCAGAUAUUGAAUUUCUUGGAUCAAAAAUAAUUAAUCGAGAUAAAAAAUCAAUAGAAACAAUACAUCAACAAGCUGAAAGUAAUAAAAAAUCUCUUGAUAUUAAACGAGAAAGAAAAUCACCAAAUAAAUCAUCAUCUGAUCAACAAAAACGUCAUUCAUCAUCAUCGACAAGCAAUAAUGAAAAAAAUAUUCAAAUUAAAAUAGAUGAUACAAAACAUCAAUCAAAUAAAACACAAAACUCAUCUGAACACUCUGAACGUAGUGCACCGCAAUUAACACCGCCAGUUGUUCAACUUUCUCCAACACCAUCAGUAACAGCAACAUCUGAAAUAUUCGAAAAAGGUUCUGUUGUACUUUCAAAUGAACCUGAAAAAACUACACCUGUUCAACCUCCAUCACCAAUAUGCGUUAUUCUUGAUGAUGAUUCAAGUCCAGCACCAUCAAUUGAUAAAAAAGUUGUUCGACAAACAUCAACAACACCAGUCAAACGAACCAAUGAUAAUGAUAAAAAUAAUUCAAAACAAAGUAAACAAUCUCGAGAUUCAGAUAAAAGUCGUAAUAAAGAAAAAACAAAUGAAAAUACUGAAAUAAAACGUAAACGACUAAAUGAUGUUGGUUCAAGAAAAGUAACAUCAAAUCGUAAAAGUGAAAAUGAUAAUCGAUCUACAAACAAUCGAUCGGAUAGUCGUCGUAGUACAAAUACAUCUUCAAGAGAUGACACAUCAAGUCGUAAAUAUAAAGAAAAAUCAGAAUCAAAAACUAGUAAAAGUAAUGAUUCAAAAGAUCGAAAUUUACCUGCAUCAUCAUCGUUCUCAUCAUCAAAACCACGUAGUACUAAUGAUCGACGUGAUACAACAAGAUCUUCAUCUGAAAAAAAACGUUCAACACAUCGACGUGGUAAAGAAAAAGGUUUAGAAAAUGUAACCGAUUCUGAAGAACAUGUUGAUGAACCAGUUGUACCAAAACAAGCGGCUCUUGAAGCUUAUAUGUCUAUGGAUUGGUCAUUAUUAUCUCGUGAUAAACGUAUUCCAUUAAAUACUCAAAUAACAUCACGUAUUGCUCGUAUUGAUCAUAGCAUUAAUUCACUUGGUGUAUCUGAACGUUUAUUAACAAAUGAACAAAAAGAAAAACUCAAUGACAUAGAAUUUCAAUCAUUACCAUUAACACAUUUUAUGAAACAAUUACAAACAAAAUCUAGUUCACAAAUUAUUAAUUCUUGUCAUCGAAGAUUUGGUUCUUGUGCUAAAGAUAUGAUUGAUAUGAGACAUAAAUGGCUUAUAAAAUCUAUUGAACCAGUUCAACAAUAUGAAUUUAUUAAUAAAGAACAUUAUAUAGCAUUUCAACAUGCUAUUAAUUCUUUAUUAGAUAAAACACCAAAUGAUACUCCAACUGUACAAAUUGAAACAACAACAGCUGAUGUUUUAUUAUCAUAG
Messenger RNA from Rotaria sp. Silwood1, 2217 nucleotides. The record is from the annotation of a GenBank genome assembly. NCBI's taxonomy places the organism in Eukaryota, Metazoa, Rotifera, Eurotatoria, Philodinida, Philodinidae.